AUGGCUGAGCAUAGAAAUGGGGUUAGCGACUUGAAUGUGGAGCUGGACAUUGGGAAUCUAGGCGAUGGAGCAGGUGGAGGGGCUGGCGUCAAUGGAAACCAACGUCUCGGUACUGUUCGGGAUCGGCUCUUCCACGCGAUGGUUGUGAAGGUAGCUGUUAGUUAUAGCGGCCAUGUCAGUCAGAAGUGGAGGACCUUGAUUGAAUUCCUUAUUUUAUCAACUGUAAGUUAAUAUUUGAGCUCUCAAUUACGAAAUCUGCUAGCUUAUUCUUCAAUAUAUUUAUGUUUAAAAUUUCAGGCUUUUCUGAUGCUAUUUACCUUAGUUUACGUUCAUUUUACCCAUAGCAGAUAUCCAGGGACGUGUCUGAAUAAGAUCAAAGACACUUGGCCAAAGAAGGGAAUUCUUCGAGUGGAGGUCAUAAAGAACCUCCCGGAGUUUGAAUCGUCGCUGUUCGAUGGUAAGAUAAUAAGUUUUUUUGCUAUUUUUUGUUUAGAUUUUAACGGGACAACUUUUUAUGAUCCGAAAUAUCUACUAACACAUGGUCCAAAAUUUACACCGAGGGAUUGGAGGCCACGUUACACACUGUCCGACCUUCAGUUCUUUUUUUCUGAGGACAACUACGAAGAUGGAGGUAGGUUAUUACUCAAUCGUUGAAAUUCGUCGCAAAAAUUUGGUAUUCGAAAGAAAUAUUGCACUUUUAGAUCUAGUGGUAUUCGAGCCGAAAGUCCAGCCAUUGUUCCAAUAUGCCGUUGAGUAUUCACUAAGUCAUGGUCUCUUAAAGCUAAGUCAAGAGAUGAGAAGGCACUACAAAGUUGAAGAAAUGACUUACAGAGUGGGUUUUUUUAUAUGUAUAGUAGAUCAACAAUUUUUUGGGAAUACAGAUCAAAUUUUCAGAUUGACGGCCAAAACGAUCCCUGUUUAUCGAGCUGGAAGAACCGUUAUCUAACUAAAUGGCUAAGUGGAGGUAUUGGUGAAGUGAUCCAGUCGUCGCUGAAAGCGUUAGCCGAGAACGAGACCGAUAAGGGAUAUCUAAAAGACCUUCUCCACAUGGAACAUUAUCAUUUUGUUUCCACGAGUGUCUCUCAUUACAGCUACAUCACGGCGAUGCUCAUCAUGCUGAUAUUUGUAAGUUGUGUCGAUUACUUAUUAUGGCAUGUUUUGUGGUUAACUUUUCAGACGUUUGCCAUUUCCAUGCUCCUUCGGUUCUCCCAUCAUCAGAUCUUCCUGUUUAUCAUCGACCUACUCCAAAUGUUUGAACUAAAUGAACCGUUAGUUUUCCCAGUAGCUCCUCUGUUAACAGUAAUUUUGGCAUUGGUCGGUAAGUUGUGCGUCAUCAUUUUUUAUAUUCUGCUUGACAUUUAGGUAUGGAAGCGAUCAUGUCGGAGAUUUUUAACGACACUUCUACUGCCUUUUACGUGAUACUGUUAGUCUGGAUGGCUGAUCAAUACGAUGCGAUUUGUUGUCGGUCCACUGUAUCAAGGAAACAUUGGCUGAGGUGGGGUAUAUUAUACAUGGCAUUUAAUGUUUUUAUUUUGUUCUAGAUUCUUCUACUUAUAUCAUUUCGCUUUCUACGCUUAUCAGUACAAAUUUGGAGGUCAGUAUAAUAUUUUUGCUCUGCUUACAUCAGCCAUGUUUAUUCUGGUAAGUAAAUUUUUUAUUAUUUUAGGUAAUGAAAUAAAGAAAAUUAUCUUCAAUUUUUAAAAUGAACGCGAUUAAUGUAAUUUUUAGCAUGCCAUGGUGUUCUUUUUCCAUCACUACGAGAUCCCCUUGAUUUUACACCAGGAACAAUUGUUAAGAGUGGUGGGAGUUGCCCAACAAGAUGUAAGUUCCCUCCUGAUUAGCUCUUAUCUGUGUUUAGGCGUCCCAAAGAGGGAAUGGCGAGCUGAUUCUGGUGAAUAGAGGAGCACCAUCUCAGUCCGAACAAAGGGAUCCCAUGGAGAAUGUUGAACCGGAUCAAAUCCCCCAACUGCCGCAAGAACAACAUCUUGAUGUGGAGAUUGUAGAAAGAGUGGCGCCUCAUGUGUUCCGAGCAAAUUCAGCACCAAUCCCAACCAUCCAUAGGAAUGUGACGUUCACCGAAAGAAGCACGCAGAGGUCUAGUCCAAGGCCUGACCUAGGCAGGGUCAGUCCAAGGCCCCCUAGAUCCAGUACAAGGUCCAGUCCAGAUCCCCAACCAUCAACUUCUAAUGCCCCCACUCAGGCGGCAAAUCGAAUAGCUGACCGUAUGGUCGAUGAGGUCCUUCAGGACCUGUUCGAAGAGAGCCAACACUAA
This is a messenger RNA of Bursaphelenchus xylophilus (pine wood nematode), 2272 nucleotides long. The record is from the annotation of a GenBank genome assembly. NCBI's taxonomy places the organism in Eukaryota, Metazoa, Nematoda, Chromadorea, Rhabditida, Aphelenchoididae.